Molecule: messenger RNA, 2302 nt
Organism: Vespa mandarinia (Asian giant hornet)
Lineage: Eukaryota; Metazoa; Arthropoda; Insecta; Hymenoptera; Vespidae
Product: glycosyltransferase 25 family member
Molecular function (GO): procollagen galactosyltransferase activity
Source: RefSeq, a predicted model, not a curated record
AAAAAAAUAUUUUAUUCCAAUAUUUUUAUCACUUCAUUUAAUGCAAAUAAUGUUAUAAUUUUCGUUUCGAAUCAAUUAGAAUCGUUUUCUAAUAUAAAUAAAACUGAAAAAAGGAGUGAUUAAGAAAAUAUUCCAAAACAGGCGGUUUUAUCUGAUUACUCUUAGUAAGCAAAAGGGACGGUACAGGACAGAGUACAAGAGAAAGAAAGAGAAUGAAAGAUCUCUUUUAACUUAUCAUUAUUCAUUAAUUCAUCCGGUAUUAUAGUGAGAAUUUUUUGUGUACGCUUUUCUAUGUGAUCUAUUAAGAAUUACACGGAUAAUAAUGCUCAAUAAAGCAAUAUUUCGAAGUUUUAUUUUUAUUUUUUUGAUAAUUAAUAUCGCGCGGUCCGUUCAAUGUACUGAACGUUUUAAAAAGCCGACAGUACUGAUAGCGAUUCUAAUUAGAAAUAAAGCUCAUACAUUACCAUAUUUUCUAAGUUUGUUAGAACAACAAAACUAUCCUAAAAAUCGAAUAAAAUUAUGGAUUUAUAGUGAUAAUAAUAUUGAUAAUACAAAUGAAAUAUUAAGAGCAUGGUUAGCAGAAGUAUCAGAAAAAUAUCAUACUGUUGACACAUAUAUAGAUGAAAAGUCAAAUGGUUUUGAAGAUGAAGAGAGUAGUACAGAUUGGUCGCUUCUUCGAUUUACACAUGUCAUCAAUUUACGUGAGGAAGCAUUGAAUUAUGCUAGAAAAAUAUGGGCUGAUUUUAUUUGGAUGGUCGAUGCUGAUAUCUUUUUGACAAAUCCAAAUACUUUAACAAAUUUAGUAUCGAAAGGACAAGUUGUGGUUGCCCCUUUGUUAAAAUCCGAUGGAUUAUACAGUAAUUUUUGGGCAGGGAUGACUGAUGACUAUUACUAUCUUCGAACUGAAAAAUACCAACUAAUUUUAUAUCGUGAAGAUGUAGGAUGUUUUAAUGUUCCCAUGGUUCAUAGUGCUGUUCUUAUUAAUUUAAACAUGGUACAAUCAGAUUGGUUGACUUACAAUUUUACAAAUUUAGUACAAUAUGAUGGUCCUUUGGAUGAUGUUAUAACUUUUGCUGUUGGUGCUAAUAAUUCUGGUGUUCCAUUAUAUAUUUGUAAUGAUGAAUUAUACGGAUACAUCAUGGUACCAUUGGGAAAAGAUGAAACAAUUAAAGAGGAUCUACAGAGAUUAACAAAUAUAAAAUUAGAAAUUUUGUCAGAAGAUCAUUUGUCAUUAUUGAAUAGUAUGGAAAAAUUCAUGUCUUCUCCAAAAAUAGACACAUUAGGAUUGGAUAAUAUCUAUAUGAUAAAUCUUUUGAGAAGACCAGAAAGGCGUACUAGAAUGUAUCGUCUCUUUAAAGAACUUGGUGCACAUGUAGAAACUUUUAAUGCUGUGGAUGGUAGAAUGUUAAAUGAAAGUGCACUUGAAAAAUGGGGUGUGAAAUUAAUGGCAGGAUAUGAAGAUCCAUACCAUAAGAGACCUAUGACAACUGGAGAAAUUGGUUGCUUUUUAAGUCAUUAUAUUAUUUGGAAUAAGAUGUUAGAAUAUAGAUAUGAACGUAUUAUGAUUCUGGAAGAUGACAUUCGUUUUGAGCCAUUUUUUCGACAGAAAUUGGAUUUUGUUUUAUCUGAAUUAAAUACAUUAAGAAAUCCAUGGGAUUUAAUAUACAUAGGAAGAAAAAGAUUAAUGGAAAAACAGGAAUCGUGGGUACAAGGUUCUAAGUAUUUGGUGCAUGCAGCAUAUAGUUAUUGGACGCUUGGUUAUAUUUUAUCAGCCACUGGAGCUAAAAAACUUGUUGAGGCAAAACCACUUGAAAAUAUGAUACCUGUUGAUGAAUAUAUUCCUAUUUUAUCAAAUGUUCAUCCAAGAGAUGAUUGGAAAAAACAUUACCCAGUACGUAAUUUGACGGUGUUGUCAACGAAUCCCCUUUUGAUACAUCCAACUCAUUAUACCGGUGAUCAGGGAUAUAUAAGUGAUACAGAAAAUUCUAAGAUCAUUUUUGAUAAUCAAGCAAGCAAUAUUUUGAAAAUUCGAGAAGAAUUAUGAGUAAUCAUAAAAUAUUCUUAAUUCGCAAAGCACAAUAUUAUACAACUACAUGAAAUUUUAUAAUCAUGCAAUUAUUUCAAUUCAUUAUCAAUCAUUCAACUUUAAUUUUGCUUUUAUUCUUCUUCUUACGAAGAAGUGGAUAAUCGUGCCAUAAUAUUUAUAACCUUAUUUUCUUCAAUGUUUAUCAGAGUAGUCAAUGUAUUAUUUCAUAUUACGUGUUAUAUCAUUUCAUAAUUUAUUACAUUACUCAUUUUAUAU